This is a messenger RNA of Erythranthe guttata (spotted monkey flower), 1771 nucleotides long. Its product is annotated as SEC-C motif-containing protein / OTU-like cysteine protease family protein. The record is from RefSeq and is a predicted model, not a curated record. Lineage: Eukaryota; Viridiplantae; Streptophyta; Magnoliopsida; Lamiales; Phrymaceae. Gene Ontology annotation, biological process: protein deubiquitination. Gene Ontology annotation, molecular function: cysteine-type deubiquitinase activity.
UUUAAUUUCAAUUAGCGGAGAAAUAGGGGAAGGAAGUAAGAGAAAAUUGGAAAGGAGAUAGCAAAAAUCCCUUUUUGCCUAACUUCCAAACCCUAAUUUUGAAUAUAAUAAUUGUAUGAAAAAAAUCGUUAAUGGCUGGAGAAGGAAAAUAAAUGGCUAAAGCAAAGCAGCAAAAGCCCAAACCUAGCAGACAAGCCAAACAACCCCAUAGUAAACGGCGCGGCGGAAAGCAAAACGAUGUAUCUGAAUUGCGAGGUCAGCUCGAUGUUUUAGGAUUGAAAAUAAUUCAGGUUACUGCAGAUGGUAAUUGUUUUUUCAGAGCAUUGGCAGAUCAAUUGGAAGGGGAUGAAGACGAGCACGAGAAGUAUCGGAGUAUGGUGGUUCGAUUUAUUAAGAAUAAUCGUGAAAUGUUCGAGCCCUUUGUUGAAGACGAAGUUCCGUUUGAUGAGUACUGUCGAUCCAUGGGAGAGGAUGGCACUUGGGCAGGGAAUAUGGAAUUACAAGCAGCUUCUCUUGUCACUCGAUGUAACAUAUGCAUUCACAGACAUAUGUCUCCGCGAUGGUAUAUACAGAAUUUCAAUAAACAUGAAGUUACGAUGAUUCAUCUUUCUUAUCACGAUGGAGAGCAUUAUAACAGUGUGCGCUCGAAGGAGGACACUUGCUCUGGACCAGCUAGGCCGAUCGUUAUAAAGGGCGAUGCUGAUCUUUCUACGAAAUCCAGUCAACCAAAAGCAGCUGCUUCGAAGUCCAAAGAAGAAGGUGGACGGAACGCUGUUCACGACGACUCCCUUAAAUUGGUUAAGGCAGGAAGUGGAUGCGAAGAUGUAAGAAAGAUUGAACAGGCUUUGCAACAAGUGGGCGGUGAUGUUGACGCUGCAAUAGAAGUCCUUGUGGCUGAACAAGGAUCUAUUGAUCAGAUAAUUGCCGAAGAUGAAUUUUCUCAUCCGGCAGAGACUGCACAUGAUGAACUUCAAGCUGAGAUCUCUGAGAAGCACGACUUAAAAGUCGAAGACACGACAUGCAAGCUGGAGUUAUCUGGCAGUGACGUGGAAACAAAACGCACAAAGAAAAACCCGCAUCCUGAUGACAAGAAAAUAUCAAGAAACAAGGCUUGCCCAUGUGGCUCGAAAAAGAAGCACAAGUCUUGCUGCGGCUCAGUUGCUGGAAAAUCUUCUGCCAGGUUUCCGGUUAACCAAACGGUUGACUAUGGAAAGACUCGGAAAGAAAGAAAGCAAGCUCGGAAAGGCGGCUCAACUGGUACGAGUUCUACUCAAUCAGACGGAGGGCCACUCGAUAUGGGUUCACUAUGUAUCUAAUCACAUGUAUAGAUAUAUAUAUAUUACAGUGCAGUUGAGCAGCACUUCUUGCGUUUUGAAGACGAUAUUUUUGUGAAAGAAAAGGGAAAAUUUCAACGUCAAGUAAAGUACUCGUUUCUGCGCCAAAAUUCGACCUCGCCAGUGUGUAAUUUUACAAAGUGUUGAGAUUUUCUUUAGAAUAGCGAACUACAAAGUUUUGAGUUUUGACCCCAUUUGCAGGGUGACAUAUAGAGGUUGCAGUAUAUAUAUAGUGUGUAUAAACACAAAAUCCACCAUUGGUAAGGGGAAAGGAUAACAAUAAUAAUUAUUAUUAUUUUUUAUUUGGGUUUUGCAGAAAAGGAAAUUAUAUAUUAUGUAUUUUAUUUUAUUUUUUUGCUUGUAAUGGAACAAUUAUAAAUUUAUUAUCAUAUUUUUGGUCCUACAAUUCCCUUUUAAUAGAAACUAUAAAUUGUAUG